ACUAUAUAUGGCCAUCUCCCUCUUAGCACACUUAGAACAUCAAUUGCAAGGGUCAAUGAGUACGUUCUAACAGUUUUGUUCUUAGCUCGGAGUGGCGCUGCCGACAUCUACAGGAGGAUAGGAGGGUUCCCACCAUUUCUCUUCCACUUCUUCUCAAGAACUGUGCUCUCUAAUGAUGUUUGGAUUCAUGGCUCCUUUGUCUGUUCUUGUGUUGGUCUUCUUCUCUGCUCGAGGUUGCUUGGCGGCCUCGUUCACGUUCGUCAACAACUGCCAGUACACUGUGUGGCCUGGCGUGUUGUCGAACGCCGGCAACGCGGCGCUCUCGACGACGGGGUUCGCCGUCGAGGCAGGCCAGUCGAGGAGUAUAGAAGCGCCGGCAGCGUGGUCGGGCCGCUUCUGGGGCCGCACCCUUUGCGCCACUGACUCCACCGGCAAGUUCAGCUGCGGGACCGGCGACUGCGGGUCGGGCAAGGUGGAGUGCUCCGGCCGCGGGGCGGCCCCUCCCGCCACGCUGGCGGAGUUCACCCUGGGAGGUGGAGGGAAUGGGACGGACUACUACGACGUGAGCCUGGUGGACGGCUACAACUUGGCCAUGCUGGUGGCGCCGCAGGGCGGGUCGGGGGGCGGCGGGUGCGGCUCCACGGGCUGCGUGGCGGACCUCAACGGGGUGUGCCCGUCGGACCUGCGGGUGGUGCUGCGGUCGGGAACAGGUGCGAGCGAGAGCGUGGCGUGCAAGAGCGCGUGCGACGCCUUCGGGUCGGCGCAGUACUGCUGCAGCGGCGCGUACAGUAACCCCAACACCUGCAAGCCGUCGUCCUACUCCCAGUUCUUCAAGAACGCCUGCCCCAAGGCCUACAGCUACGCCUUCGACGACGCCACCUCCACCUUCACCUGCUCCUCCGCCGACUACCUCAUCACCUUCUGCCCCGGCACGGCCUCCACCAGCCACAAGUCCAAUCCUGAUGCGACCGGCGGCUUGCCGAGGAACGAGGGGCUGCCAUCCAACGACGGCGGAGCCAUGGUGAUUCUAGGCGGAUACGAGUUCGGCCAAGCCUCACCGAGGGCGGCACGCGAGGCCGCGCUUGCCACCGUUUCGCUCGCAGCUCUUACCUCCCUACAUCUCUUGUCAUGGUGGCUGAUUUGCUGAGCCUUCCAUCCAUCUCUUGUCGUUAGCGACGGGGACAAAGAAUGAUUCAGCUGGUGUUCGUCGUCGGUGUCAGGCUGCUCUAUUGCCCACUUGUUUGUACACAUAUUUACAUGAAUUUGAUGUGCGCGUGGCAUGCAUUAGAUA
Molecule: messenger RNA, 1291 nt
Organism: Musa acuminata subsp. malaccensis (wild Malaysian banana)
Lineage: Eukaryota; Viridiplantae; Streptophyta; Magnoliopsida; Zingiberales; Musaceae
Product: thaumatin-like protein 1b
Biological process (GO): defense response
Cellular component (GO): extracellular region
Source: RefSeq, a predicted model, not a curated record